AUGGACUAUACAUUUGUCAUAAAUGGCGAUCCGAACAAUCGCAAAAGAAAGGCUCCUCAAGGUGCAUGCGAGACUUGCAAAAAAAGAAAGAAACGAUGCACACACGGCCUAGAAUCAGAAAACCACCAUGUUGAUGCUCGGAUUACCUCGAAUACUCCGGGCAGGACGUACAAACCUGAUACACCAUCGGUCGCGGUGGACCAUUCUACAAAUUCCAAUGACGAGCGACAACAUAGCACGCGGCCUGUGGACCAUCCAUCCAAUUCGAGAUUCAUAGGGGAUCUGAAUCCAGAGGCUAGUCUAGUAGCCGAACACGAUCCUGGCAGUGGGAAUCGCGAUAGACACGAUGUUGGUAUUUGGGUGGGCGAGCCCAGACGCCAUACCUUCAACGGCCAACACGACCAUGACCGACGCGGCAGGCAUUCUGUGGAGGCCAACACUCCAGAGAGAGUCGCGUUAGCCGAUGACGAAGGCGAAGUUCCGCCAUCCGCGUUAAUGAACAGGCAAGACCAAGAUGCUCUGAUUGACAUAUACUUUGCGAGGUUGAACCCGUUGCUCCCAAUAGUAGACGAGGCCACUUUCCGGAACACUGAGAGGAAGUCACAACCCGUGAUCUACGCGAUGUGUCUCGUUGCCUCUCGAGACUAUAACGCAAAACGCUACUUGCGCUUCUUCGAGAGCUCUGAACUGCUUACAGCGAGAGCCUUCGGGUCGAGAACGUAUGCGUUCCUACGGUUCUGCCUGUCGAUGGGGCGAGAAAGGGACAAGAUCAUCUUGAUACAGAUUUUAGCGCUAAUGUCUCUAUACUCUGAGGGACCAGAUGGGACAGUGGACGCGUCGAUGCAUCUAGCACAAGCGAUACAUCAUGGUCAGACCAUUGGAUUGCAUCUAGGACGGUCGAGCGGACACGGAGGUAGUCAGACGCGCUUGUUCUGGUGUUUAUGGAUAUUAUCAAAUUUCAAUGCUGGCUUGAAUGGAAGACCGCGACUCAUAUUGGAUCUGGACAUUGGCCUCAAGCUGGACGAAGCAUAUGAGCUCUGUGGACCGGCAACCAGGAUAUUACUCGCGAUUUCGCAGCUCCUCACUAAAAUUAUUGGGCUCUAUCAGCCUACGGCUGCGCUAGAAAUUGAGGGUAUCGAAGAAGAUUACGAGAGUUUCGAGAAUAUCUUGAACAGAUGCGAAGCGUGGGAUCUUGAGCCGAACGUCAUCACAUCCUUGGAGCUCUACUACCACGGUGUGGCGAUCAUAUCGCAUCGAGCUCGCGCUACCUCUCAACCAUCACUUCCAACGCCCUCGAGCUUACGACAAGAAUUGUCAGCACUCCAGAUCGUUACGACUCUUCGCCACAUUUCACCACAGAGUCUGGUAUCGCUACCUCUGAUUCCAUAUGGUAUUUCUCUCGCCGUAUCCACAUUCUACAACCAGCUUCGAGGUGCUCGCAGCCAGAUAAAACGUACAGCAGCUCGCGAGCAUCUUGACCAUUGCGUACAAGCACUCGAACAGCUGGGCGAAUGGUCACAGCCAGCCAAGAACAUGGCAAUGCUAGGACGAAAAGCACUGAAGCAGACUGCAAGAGUGGCCGCCGUGAAUGAUUCGCCAGAGCUUCGGCGUGUAUCUCGACCCUACGUUGGGCCUCCAGAAUGGCGACCAGCCGGACCACAACAAACUCCGCAUGAGCUGGCUAGUAUGCAACAAGGCAAUGCUUCCUCAGCAUCGAAUGGCCAACCGGCACAGCCCGACGGUUUGAGUGGCUUUGAUAUUGCAUAUGAUGGGUUGAUGGAUAUGGAUGCUGUGUUUGGCGAUUUCUUGAACAUGAAUCUGCCCGAUUUCGGAUUGCCAUUCCAAUGA
This is a messenger RNA of Aureobasidium subglaciale EXF-2481, 1848 nucleotides long. RefSeq lists its product as uncharacterized. The transcript is spliced from 3 exons. Lineage: Eukaryota; Fungi; Ascomycota; Dothideomycetes; Dothideales; Saccotheciaceae. Gene Ontology annotation, molecular function: DNA binding; zinc ion binding. Gene Ontology annotation, biological process: DNA-templated transcription. The coding region runs from base 1 to 1848 and encodes 615 amino acids. The record is from RefSeq and is a predicted model, not a curated record.